AUGGCGUUUUGGUGUAGAAUCAAUCAAUCUAGGCUUCAGCUCAUAUCAAAUCAAUACAGGAGAUUUUACGUUCAAGCUCCUUGUGCAUCUUCUAUUGAUCCGAUAAGAACAUCUGUUUUAGAGAAACCCGUUAGCAGUAUUUACAGGAGACCAUCUUAUUUUUACGGUAAUGUCAGAUUUUUUGCUGCCCCUGUUCAGGGAAACUAUCAUAAGAACGAAGAGCCGAGCAAGUUUGAGAAGCGUUUGAAUGAGCAAAUCAAAGCUGAUGUUAUUAGAUUGGUGACAGAGGAAGGUCACGAGAUCAUCGCAAUUCAUGAAGCACUGAGACGUGCAAAGGUUCUUGAUCUUGAUUUAGUUGAGGUUCAAAAAAGUGCUAAUCCCCCUGUUUGUAAACUGAUGGACUACAAUCAGGAAAGAUACAAGCGACGAGUAAUGGAAAAGGAUCGUGCUAAAAGCAAGUCAGGAAAGGCAUUAAAGAAAGGAGAAUGCAAAGAGAUUCGAUUCACUGGGAAAAUAGAAGCAAAAGACAUUAAAAUGAAGGCAGAUAGUGUUAUAAGAUUAAUGGAACGUGGUUAUCGAGUGAAGUGUAUGGCCAUGGGCAAGGGUAAGGAGGACGAAGACGAGGACUUGGGAGGACUAUUGUCUCGUCUCACUGACUUGAUCCAAGAUGUAUCUGUUGUGGUAAGUGGGCCAAGGGUGGAGAGAAAACAGGCAUAUGUUAUAGUCAGGCAUGUCAAAUUUGGCCCAUUGAAGAAAGGUGGUGGAAAAACAUCAAAGGUUGUAGAGGAUACCAAGGCCGAACCUAAGCCCAUGGUGCCUGAAGAUGAUUCCAUUGAAUCCAUCUCAGAGUCUGAAAAUGAGAUACUUUCAGAUGAAGAUGACCUGCCUACAUCUUCACCAAUGCAAAUGCAGGGUAAAAAUUUUGAGGACAAGAAGACUGCUUGGUUGGUCUCUGAAUCUGGUGAUGAUUUUGACAAAUUAUUUAAUCUUAAUGGAGGCUUCUCAUCAAAUUCUACGAGUAAGGGAAUACAUGCUACUCAACAAACAGUUCCCUCCUCACGAAAUGAUUUUGCAUCGAAGUUUUUGCAUCCCAAGCCAGUAGCUAACUCCACUGAAUACUCUCAUCCAGAAGCAUCCCUCGGGACUGGGAAUCGAUGCAGAAAAAGUGAGCCAAGGAAUCAGUUUCCACCUGCUAGAUCAAUGGGUCAUAUGGGCCAGAAUACCAGAGACUCAGGUAGGUCAGAACCUCGGUUCUCGUAUCAACGACAGCAACCACCUCAAAACAUGAAUGCCUCAUCUUCAGUGGGAGAAACAGAGCAAGUUGGGAAUGACGCUUCUCUGUUUGGAAACUUGAGUCCUCAAACUAAUGACUUGCCCAAGCAACGACCGUCUCAUUCUGGUGUUCCAGGUACUCCAGGUCCUAGCUUUGGGAUAUUUAGCACUCCAAUAGCAGAUUCAUCUGGCAAGCAAGGUAUAGGAGCAGAGGUACAUGGGAGCAACGAGGGAAACAGGUAUGCAUCUCUAAGAAAUCGUGGCAUAGGAGGAAAUGGAGCUACUCAGAACUUUCCUGGCUCAAAGUUAAAUGGUAGCCAGAGGCGGAAUGGCGAUAUGGGUGGAAAAGAUAGAUUUGGAAUAGUCAGUAGCGAUAACUCGACUUCAAAUAGAAUGCCUAAGUCAAACUAGGCUUGUAGUAGAUGUUAUACAAUUCUUUGUUAUGGCCAGAAAUAGCUAACGGGAGAUGCAGUUUUGGUGAAAAAAAAUGUUAUUUAUUUUUUUGGAGUAAUUGAUCAUUAUGAUACAUUUCCUUACCUUUGUAUUUGGUUGAUAUCAUGGCCAAGUCAAACAAGAAAACGGAAGUGCUUAUAAUUUUACUGUCACUUGAUGUGGUGUAAUAAUAAGAGGAAACAAACACGUCCCACUUGGUUUGAGCAAAAAAAAA
Molecule: messenger RNA, 1939 nt
Organism: Theobroma umbraticum
Lineage: Eukaryota; Viridiplantae; Streptophyta; Magnoliopsida; Malvales; Malvaceae
Product: translation initiation factor 3 (IF-3) family protein
Biological process (GO): translational initiation; ribosome disassembly
Molecular function (GO): translation initiation factor activity; ribosome binding
Source: RefSeq, a predicted model, not a curated record